Molecule: messenger RNA, 6691 nt
Organism: Acanthaster planci (crown-of-thorns starfish)
Lineage: Eukaryota; Metazoa; Echinodermata; Asteroidea; Valvatida; Acanthasteridae
Product: receptor-type tyrosine-protein phosphatase N2-like
Biological process (GO): regulation of secretion; protein dephosphorylation
Cellular component (GO): secretory granule; synapse
Molecular function (GO): protein tyrosine phosphatase activity
Source: RefSeq, a predicted model, not a curated record
GGUCGUCACCUGGUCGUUCCUGCACCCCUCGCGCGCGCUUUGCAUGCAAUUUGUACACAGAACUGUCACAGGCUUCGCUCGGUUCGUACAAUUUUGAUCUCAGGAUAAGGGCGAAAUUCCUACUUAAAGAUGGCGUGACGUCCUCCUGACAAGAUGGAUAUGUCCCUCUUUCUUCUGGCCAUUCUCUUGGCCAGCCCUUUUCCUUCUUUGACCCAACCAUCUGGAAAACUGGGGUGUCGCUUCAGUCCCAUCUGCCGCGAAGAUGAAGUGUGUGCGGAAGACAAGCUCUUUGGCACCUGCGUGCAGCGUUUGACCAGCUACCUGCCCCGCUACGAACUUGACCCACCCGGCCUGAAGCGGUUGAAGGACGUCGUCCAGUACCUGCUGGACGAGGGAUUUGCCUGGGAAGAUCAAUACGCGCAGGAUUCUCUUCAAGAAGUCCUCCAACCUUUCAAGCAGAGUAUCAUCUCGAUAAUCCCUGACCUUGGACCCCCUGGCUACCAGCAGAACCCUCCAGUCCCCGACGACAACGAAGCGGAAGCCUGGGCCAAUGUGGACCACCUGGCCAAGGCCUACCAGGCAGUCCUGGACGAGUACCAGGACCGGUACCGGGCCUACGAGGAGCUGGUCCAGAAGUACGGCUUCGGCGACGACGCGGAGCUGAACGCGUACGCCGCCCAGAUGCAGCAGAAGUACAAGAGCAUCAUCCGCCGGCUGCAGGCCGAGGAGCGAGAGAACCUGCGGAAGCUCUACAACCUGUACUACCAGAAAUACCUGAGCCUACUGGAGGCGGAGACCGGGGGUAGUCAGGGGCAGACGGACUCACAGGAUGAGUGGGUUGGCAACGGAGGGUACGGGAACAAUGAGGAUUGGAAGGGUCUGUACAAGCUGAGACUCCUGAAGGAGUACUUGCAGCUCCUGUACAAUGAGAACCGUGAUCGCUGGGUGACAUCCUCAGAAGCGUCCGAAGACUCGUACGUGUCCUCGUCAGAUGAAACGUAUCCUCUGGAGACCUUCCUGGAGGAAUGGAAUGGUGACUUUGACAACGAGCUGCCUAUUGAGGAUGCGGUUGCCGUAGAAACAGGGGUUGCCGAGCCACCAUACCAAACUCAGGAGGGAGAAGGUAAUCCGUAUGAUGUGUUUGACAAUUUGGACGGGGGGUAUUGGAAGACCCUCACCGCUGAGGAAAAGAACGAGUUCAUCAAUGAGAUCCUUCAGCUUGAGGGGGACGAUGUGGGUGUCACCAAGGAGACGGUUGACGGGGACAGGGAGGAUGGAGGAGACAAGGAGGAUGAGAAAGAUGAGGGUGCGGAGACUGCCGUGGAGGGCACAGGGGAGGAUAAGACGGAGGCUCCCCUCAGCAAAGGUCAGGGGGUCGGGGAGCCGGGUAAGGAGUACGUUGAACCCUUGAAGCAGCCCAAGGACUCGGGGAACAACUUGGAUGCCAAUCUGGCCAAGAAGGAUGAAGAUGCAUUUUCCGUGGUAACACCAGAGCCUGCCAAGAAGGGUCCGACCGUACCCCCUACCAAACCAACCACCUCCCAGCAGACGACGUUUGCUCCCAGUGGCUACGUCUUUAUCGCCCUACAAUCUGGGAUCAGUCUUGAGGAGGCUCAGAUGCUAGUAGAAGAACUUCGCAUUACACUGGAUGCACCCAAGGGGUCCUUCUCUGAGAUAGAAACUGAUGAGAGGCAAGUCACGUUUAAAGUUCAUCCGGACGUGAUUCACAUGACACCAGCUGAAGUCGCGGGAGCUGCAGCUGACCAUCAGAGAAAUCUGGAAGACAUGAUGGGAGUCACCAUUACUGAGACGGGGGUUGGCAAACAGACCGACAUCACGGUCCUGGACUACCCCCGGGACGACAACUCCACCCUGAUCGUUGUGACGGUGGUCCUGGUGGCCUGCAUUGUGGGGAUUCUCAUCGCUGUCGUCACUGUCUACUGCUACCGACAGAAGGCGCGAGUCCGGGCCAAGCUCAAAGGAUUGGCCUCCAACGGGGCCGCCGUGGAGGGGGAGGCAACCGCUGAUUAUCAGGAUUUGUGUCGGCAGCGCAUGGCCAGCAAGUCCUCAGAGAAGCCGGAGCCGCUCAGUCGCAUCAGUAGCGUAGCCAUGAGCGAGGGCGCCAACCCCAGUCCGUCCAGCCGUAGCAGCACGUCGUCAUGGAGCGAGGAGCCCGUGCAGUCCAACAUGGACAUCUCCACCGGCCACAUAGUCCUGUCCUACAUGGAGGAUCAUCUACGUAACAAGGACAGGAUUACCAAAGAGUGGGAGGCUCUCUGUCGGUAUGAGCCGGACAUCAGUAGCACUGAGGUUGGGGCUCUAGCAAUCAACGUCCCCAAGAACCGCUACCAGGACGUCCUCCCAUAUGACCAUACACGGGUAUUACUGAAUGACUCCACCAAUGCACAAAGCUCAGACUACAUCAAUGCAAGCACGAUAGCUGAUGCUGAUCCAAGAAACCCAGCCUACAUUGCAACUCAGGCACCCUUGACCUCAACAAUAGCAGAUUUCUGGCAGAUGGUAUGGGAGCAAGGCGUCGUUGUCAUCGUCAACCUAACCCCUAUGACGGACGCGGACACCGUGCGCACCCUGUACUGGCCAUCAGAGGGCGGCACCCGCUACCACUUCUACGAGGUCCACCUGGUCUCGGAGCACGUGUGGUGCGAUGACUACCUCGUCCGCAGCUUCUAUCUCAAGAACACCGAGACACAAGAGACGAGGACAGUGACCCAGUUCCACUUCCUGACCUGGCCCGAGAACGGUAUACCACCUUCGCCUAAAGCUCUGUUGGAAUUCAGAAGGAAAGUGAACAAGUCCUACCGUGGCAAAGCCUGUCCGAUCGUGGUACACUGCAGUGACGGAGUCGGCCGCACUGGCACUUACUGCUUAGUGGACAUGGUACUGACCCGCAUGACCAAGGGCGCUAAGGAAAUUGACAUUGCCGCCACGCUGGAGCACAUACGAGAUCAGCGACCAGGUGCUGUCAAGCUGAAGGAGCAGUUUGAGUUUGCCCUGACAGCCCUAGCUGAGGAAGUCAACGCCAUCCUGAAGGCUCUACCGCAGUGAGCCCGUUAAGAUAGACAAAGAAAAAAAAAUUCAUGUCUCCCAUUACUUGCUGCCAGCCACCGUAACCAUGGUAACCAACAACAGAUCAGCAAGCCUCGGUGUGUGGACACAAAGGACUAAUUUUCAACCACGGUGUACACGGAGGAGAGAAAAACAUGUAAAGAAUGCGUUUUAUUAUAGUGAUGGCCAGUGCACUUAGAUAUCCUAAGGUCACAGAGUUUGACACGCAACAGUUGUCCCUCCUUAAUCGGGUAACUUUGACUGCCCAUGUCUUACGACAAAAAAAUUAGAUUGCAAAUGAAGCAGAGUAACUCCAGACUGCAUUGAUAUCCAACUCAACUUGUUAGCGCAUCACGUCAGAGGGCAGACAUCUUUGCUGAGUCAAACGUGCAAUAAGUUGUUUUUUAAAAAAGAAUAAAAAAAAAACAAUCAGUACUCCUGUUUUUACACAAGUCAAAUAAAGCCUGCAUCUCCACGGCAGAUUUCGGGCAUCAAAGUUAUCCGUGUUGUGAGUGAUGGAAAUAGCUAAGAAAUAAAUUGCAGUAUAAAUCAGACUUUGUGUCAUAAAGCCACUGUACAGUAAGUGCUUGGUAGAAGUAGUUAUAUUUAUUUAUCUUUUGCAAAACAUGCCCAAAGGUAGUGAAAAAUGUAUAUUUUUCUUUUGUUGCUCAAAGUGAGUUGAUUUAAAGGAGUCAGCUGAAUUGGGACUCGGGCCCAGGACCAUUGCACUGAACGUCCAGUGCUCUCGUCGUUGAGUACCUGUCUGAUGCUUAAACUUGAAUUGGUGACUCAUUACAGGGAAGGGGGGGGUUGCAUUCUGAAAUCAGUAUGUGUGACGUGCUCUGCGCCUUUGCACACUUGAAUCAUGUUUCAUAAGAGCAAGCCUGAGGCCUGUCUGUGAUCCCACGGCGUUGGAAUUGUUGGGUGAUGCACAGUUCGUACAGGUGGCAUCCUCGUAGCUUUUAUCGUCCCAGUGGGUGACAUUUUUACCCACUGGCUGAUAUUUUUGUUUUCGGUCCUGCUAAAAUAAAAAAAGAAAAACCCCACCCAGUUUGAAAACAGUACCAGAUGGAAUGUUUCCUUCAAGUUCCAGUUUCUGUGCAGGUUUGGGCCCAGAGAUGUCAUUGCCAAACAAGGUUGUCAAAAAUUAAUUCAAUCAAGAUGCAUUAUCGCCAACUCCCCACUCUCUGCAGGUGUGUCAUUUAACGUGAUUAAGCUUGAAACAAUCUAUUUGCACCUGGUGUGGCCCUAUCCAGGGGGGGGGGUGUGUGUAUGUGGGUUGACAGGGCCGUUCACUCCAUCGACGUCUCCCACAAGAGAAUGAUGUUGACACGGAGCGUACCAGGAACAUACAUGUGGGCAUGAUUUUCCACGCAGAGGAAGCAAUUGAUAAUGCUGUAAUCUGGCAGCCAGGGAGGGGAAGGGGCUUGCUCUCUCUUUGUCGUGGUGGGUUAUCAUUUACAUGAUUCUUGUGGAGCACAGACGUCAAGUUGGGGUCAAAAUUUUAAGCUACAGGUCAUUCAUCUUGUCAUUUCUUCAUUGAAAACUUAAGCAUAUUGCCGACGCUCUGUAAUGAUUUACUGAUUUAAGGCCCAUGACUUUUGAAACCCACCCAGCUCCUGGAAAACCCAAGUGGAUGUCUUCAGUUCAUUCCUGCUUUCGUUUCUUUCCUUUUUUUUGCUUUCUCGAGGGAAGUGGUAACAGUUUUUCAAAAUAACUUUGUACCCUACUUGACACAUCUCCCUUUGGCAAGGCAAGCACAUUUGAGGGCCAUAAAAUAUGGAAAUGAUUUAUUGUAUAAACAAUAUACCUGAUGACUGCCACAGCAGAGACAUUGCAAUUUCAGCUGACAAGAGUGAAAUGGCGACUAAUCAGAAAUCGGCUGGUUGGUGCAACAGCUAUAUAGAAGACAACUAUUUAAUGUAAACAUACUACAUGUAAAAUAUAUAUAGAUUUAUCAAAUUUAUGAUAAUGGACAUUGUGAUUAUAAACCCGUAGAGCUUUAAAAUAGUGUUUUGUCCUUUGUGCGUGUUGUGCAAUUAUGCUGUGUGUCCGUAAAAUUUGUGAAAAUCAUGAACGUCAUCCAUUUCUGUAGAACGCGUGGAGCUUCUGGGCCACAGUUCCACAUUCCUGAAUCUUGAAUUGCCACGGCAACACCUUUUUAAAAUCUCAAUCAUCAUUCCAUGAAUUUCAAGGACUGCUUUUUGUGCUUGUAAAAUGAAUAACUGUAAAUGAUAUUUUUACAGUUGAAAAUAUUCCAAUUCCAGUUAUUUGACAACGACAACAACAGACACUUUGAGUUGAGAUUCCCAUUGUGCUCAGGUAAGAAUGACUGCAAUAUUUUCUGGUAAGGAUUUUUUAGAAUGACCAUGAUUUCAGAUUUCUCAAAGUGACUUCUCAUGGCCUGGUAGUGAAACAAAGUUGUGCAUGAAAACUGAUCACACUUGCGGUACGCACUAUGAGAACACGCUUGCAUGGAAAUCAACUUGAAUUGCACGGCAAAUUUCUGCUGGGUACCAUUCAGUUGAAUUCUUUUAACGUCAACAUUUGCUACUACUACAAUCCCACUGAUUUAACGGAGAGGUUUAUCUUGUAUAUUUUGGCGGCAGUUAUGUUAAAUUAUUGAUCAUUCCAGCUCGUCUUCAGUACUCUUAAGGAAUUAAAUUUUGGUAGGUAAAAUCUGAUUAUUUUCAGUUUUCACGGGAUGAAGCGUACACACUGGUUUUUUUCAAAGGUGUUGUAAACAUCUCAGUUGUUGAUAAAUUGCGGAAUUCUUUAGAAUUGCAACAUUUGGGUUGUGAUCUGCGAUCAGUGAUUCAUUGAUUAAUUACAAUCUAUUGUGAUUUAAGUCACUAAAAUUACUAACUUCAUUGGUAUAUUAUUCAUGUACCACACAUGAUGGUGUACGUACGUGUAUGCCCAGUUCACUUCUUGGCCAUUUCAUUGGUGUUUUGGACUAUAGUUUAAAAAGGCAUCACUGUCUGGGGGAAAAAUUUAGCAUAAAAAAACAAUUUCCAAACUGUCACUUCACAUUUUAUGGUUUUAGUUACCCGAAAUUAUGAUCAUGAUUUUUAUUUGUACAUACAAAUUACCAAGUUUGCCAUUUUUUUAUCAAUACAAUGGAAUAUGAGUUCAGUACCAAAGCUGAAUUUUUGUUUUAUUUACACUCGAUCAAACUGAUGUCUGCAAUUGUUUAUAAGGUGUUUAUUUGAAUUUAAUGAAAAUAGGAUAUGAAUCACGAGUCCAAAAAUCCAAGAGAAUAUGUAAAUUAUGUCAAAUAUUGCAGCCAAUCAGUCCGCUCCAUGCUAGAUUAUGCAGCUAUGAGUUCUUACAAGAAACUCUGUGAUUGGUGGAUACUUGUCCAUUUAUUUUAGUAUAUUUAUUGGCCUAUAGUAUUAGUUGUAUCAGAUUUAUUUAUUAACUUGGGUUGCUAAUGAGUAAGACUGAAAAAAGUCCACGACCGCUUAACAGACAAAAGUCCUGUAUAAAGUGCCGCUUACUUGCUUAGUUGAGUUUGUAUUAUUAGUUAUUGUGAAAUUGAGUCAUGAUAUCGUCAUGCGUGUCAAAGGUCACGGUCACGAAUAAAGCACUAGGCCUCCCUGUCUAGAUCUAAAUGAGCAUCUGG